Messenger RNA from Bipolaris oryzae ATCC 44560, 2238 nucleotides. RefSeq lists its product as uncharacterized. Gene Ontology annotation, cellular component: nucleus. The transcript has 5 exons. The coding region runs from base 1 to 2238 and encodes 745 amino acids. Gene Ontology annotation, biological process: regulation of DNA-templated transcription. Gene Ontology annotation, molecular function: transcription cis-regulatory region binding; DNA-binding transcription factor activity, RNA polymerase II-specific; zinc ion binding. Lineage: Eukaryota; Fungi; Ascomycota; Dothideomycetes; Pleosporales; Pleosporaceae. The record is from RefSeq and is a predicted model, not a curated record.
AUGGCAGAGGGCGCAAGCAGUUCGCCCGGCCGGAGUACGCGUAUGUCGCGCAAUGCGGCCUGCACCCACUGUCGUACCUCCAAGGUGCGCUGCAACCCCAGUUCCGUCGCCGGUCGGCCAUGCCAGCGCUGCACCAAGCUCAACCUUUCAUGUGUCGUCAAUCCCACAUGCCGCCGCGUCACACGCAAGAGCCAACUUGACCAGCUUGCCCGUGAGGUGCAGGCCAUCAGGGAGACGGUGGUGGUGGUAGACAGCAACAGUAGACAGCCAGCACUCCAGACACCAUCAAGCCCGAGCACCUGGUCACCGAGAGUGCAGGGCGGUAACGAGGCUUCGUCGUCCAGUGUUUCACCGGCUUUGUCUGCCGCUACAUCAGAGCACAAUAGUCGUCGUGGUGACAACGCCGUUGUUGUCAUUGACGACAAUGCACAAGUCAACCAUGCGGCAGUGUCCAGCCUGCACAGGGCGCUCGACUCACAGCCCUUCGCGGGGCCAGAUAUUGAUGAGUAUUUCAACAUCUACUUUCGCCAUUUCCACCCCCACUUCCCCAUCCCCAGCCCACGUGACCCAAACAAGUGUUACGAGACAAGCCCUUUUCUUUUCUGGGUCAUUGUCCUCGUUUCUUGCCGCCGUCGGCCUACACACACCAACUCUGCCACGAUCCGCCUACUCACAGAGUACGUCAAGCACGAGACUGAUGCCGCUGUCCCCAAGGUGCCUCAGCCUCUCGCUCAACUUCACGCCAUACUCCUCGUCGCCGCUUGGGGCUUGUACCCGGGUGUCCGUUUCAUCAAUGAUCCGGCCUACUGGUUGAGUGGCAUUUCCAUCAGCUCGUGCCUGCUGCUCGGCUUCCACACAGCUUCCGGCAGGCACCCGGAGUACAACCAUGUCACUCUCGGUACCAUUUCAUCUGAUACCGAAGCUGCCGUUACAUGGGCGGCGUCUAGUAUUGUAAAUAGAAGGCUAUCAACCAACCUUGGCCUCCCAUGCACCGCUCCAAUGAACAAGGCCACGUUGAACAUGACCCAUGACGAAGGUCGCCUUCUCCCCGUCAGCUUUCGCGUACAGCUCGAAUGUCAGAUCUUUAUGGACCGAGUCAACAAGACGCUAGGCUCUUCUCUUGAAGAGUCCAACGGAGUACCACGUGAGUUAGUCCGAAUGUUCGAGGAUGAAUGGGUCGCAGCUCGAGCACGAAUCAUCACCAAACACACGGAUCCAGUAUUAUCCCUGCACACCCUAUUUGUUCUCCUCGAGGUCCAGAUGUACUAUUUUCUCCCAAUACCCAUCCAAAACAGUCGAUCAUCCACCGCCGUUGGCUCAGUCAGCGGUCGAGAUAACCUUUCUCCCUCCAUUGAAGCUGACGUUCUCCGAUGCUACACUACAGCGUCAACCGUCAUCACUAGAGCAAUGGACCUCGACGAGACGACAAAUCUCCUGCACUACCUCCCGCACUACACUAUUCGCCCCAUUGCGCAUGCCAUCGCCGUCAUUUUCCGUGUCAUUCGCUCCGACCUGCCUCUGAGAUACCUGCAUAUCGUCGUCCCCGAAGAAGCGGCUAAACUAUCCACUCACACAGUCACAAUCUCACGCCGCAUCUCAGCUGUUGAAGGGGAUCUGGCAUGGAGACUCGCACGGUGCGUCGAGCUUUGGGAUGCAACAAGCGCACCGUACCUCGCCGCCGCUGCCGCCGCUGUAAACCCUUUCAAUUCAGCAAUAGGUAAUGACAAUGAGAACCACGACAGUAGCGACCAAGCUGCCUCGUCUGUAGCUAGUCCAGACUAUGAGCCUGUACUAGUUGAGAUGUUUCGCCAGCGCAUGGUAGCAGCCUUAGGGUGGGAUUUUAUGAUACGCUGGAAAAGCAAGCACGGCCCCGUGCAUAUGGGACCGUAUAAGCCACAGCCUCAGACGCAGAGUCUUGGAAUGCAUGUCGGUAUAGGUGAGACUGUUAGUCACACGCAACACCAGCAGCAGACGCCAUCGGCGAGCUCUACCGAAACGAGUGGUCCUGAUGGUGGUCCUACCAGGUUUCAAGCGGCCCAGCAGGACCAGCAGCAUUUCCAGUCACAACAACAGCACCAGACCGGUAUGCCAGUGAAUAUUGGUGGCCCGAUAGUGCCGCCAGCCGAGACUGAGCUUUCUCUCUCUUCUACAGGGACCAUGAGUACGGACUCUAUGCUUGAGACCGACUGGGGAUUUCUCGACGACUUCAUCUGGGGUUUCGAUGUUCAGGAUCCGUAA